This is a messenger RNA of Alternaria incomplexa, 1209 nucleotides long. RefSeq lists its product as uncharacterized. Gene Ontology annotation, molecular function: alpha-1,2-mannosyltransferase activity. Gene Ontology annotation, biological process: cell wall mannoprotein biosynthetic process; protein O-linked glycosylation; protein N-linked glycosylation. Gene Ontology annotation, cellular component: membrane; Golgi apparatus. The record is from RefSeq and is a predicted model, not a curated record. The coding region runs from base 1 to 1209 and encodes 402 amino acids. NCBI's taxonomy places the organism in Eukaryota, Fungi, Ascomycota, Dothideomycetes, Pleosporales, Pleosporaceae. The transcript has 2 exons.
AUGGCGCUUCCCAAGGGCAUGCGCUACUUGGCUGGCGCCACUUUCUGCAUCUUCGUCUAUCUGUUUGUGCAAAUCCUCAAGGCCCCUGGUUCCGAGAAACCCGUCGAGAUUCCGAGCAAAGUUCCGACGAACAAAUUCGGCGACUGGGACCACGACCCCCAAUUGGAUCCCUCCGGCGAACCUCCCGAGCCGCUACGACGAGUCGACGGUGACAACUACGCCCCGAACAAUCCCGCGAGCGCGCGCAUCAACGCCACGAUCCUCAGUCUAGUCCGCAAUGAAGAGCUCCACGACAUGCUGCAAAGCAUGCGCGACCUUGAGCGUACGUGGAACCACAAGUUCAACUACCCCUGGACCUUCUUCAACGAUAAGCCCUUUACCGAAGAGUUCAAAAAGGCCACGCGAGCAGCUACCAACGCCGAAGUACGAUACGAACUGGUUCCUGCCGAACACUGGGACAUUCCGUCGUGGAUAAACAUGGACUUGUAUGAGGAGUCUGUGUCGCUACUCACGUCGCUGGAUGUACAGUACAUGGGCAAGAAGUCUUAUCACCAGAUGUGUCGGUGGAACAGCGGCAUGUUCAGCGAGCACCCUGCGCUCAAGGACAUCCAAUACUACUGGCGGGUGGAACCAAACGUCCACUUCUUCUGCGAUGUGGAUUACGAUGUCUUUGCUUGGAUGCAAGACCACAACAAAACGUACGGCUUCAACGUCAACAUCUACGAUAACGCCGACAGCGUUGCGACGUUGUGGCCAGAAACGAAGAAGUUCAUCCAAGACAAUCCGGGAUAUGUACAUCCGAACAAUGCGCGCGAGUGGCUGGAAGACGACCAGCGCCGGCCUGAGAACAACAAGAAAGCCCAUGGCUACUCAACAUGCCACUUCUGGUCCAAUUUCGAGAUCGGCGACCUGAGCUUUUGGAGGAGCAAAAAGUACCGCGACUAUUUCGACCAUCUCGAUCGCGCUGGAGGCUUCUUCUACGAACGUUGGGGCGACGCUCCAGUACACAGCGUCGCACUGGGACUCUUCGAAGACAAGAGCAAGAUACACUGGUUCCGAGACAUCGGAUACCAACACAUACCCUUUUUCAACUGCCCGAACAGUCCAAAGUGUUCCGGUUGCGUCACUGGUCAGUUUACAGACGGCGAGAAGUGGCUGAACCGGGAGGAUUGUCGGCCGUUAUGGUUCAAAUACGUUGGCAUGGACUGA